UGCUCGCGCCUGUCUCUGUCGUGUGGUUCCGUGGGUGCUGGCCGAUUUCCGUGAUAGCCGGCUCUGGUGACGGCCAUCUCAUGGUCAUCUCAUGGUCAUCUCAUGGUCAUCUCAUGGUCAUCUCAAGGCCAUCUCAUGGUCAUCUCAUGGCAAUCUCAAGGCCAUCUGAUGGUCAUCUCAAGGCCAUCUCAAGGCCAUCUCAUGGUCAUCUCAUGGUCAUCUCAUGGCCAUGUCAUGACCAUCUUCGUGGCCGUUGAUCAUUUGCGUGAUGGCCGGUUCGUGUCAGUCAG
Messenger RNA from Metschnikowia bicuspidata var. bicuspidata NRRL YB-4993, 290 nucleotides. RefSeq lists its product as uncharacterized. The record is from RefSeq and is a predicted model, not a curated record. The coding region runs from base 81 to 257 and encodes 58 amino acids. The transcript has a single exon. NCBI's taxonomy places the organism in Eukaryota, Fungi, Ascomycota, Pichiomycetes, Serinales, Metschnikowiaceae.